Molecule: messenger RNA, 2172 nt
Organism: Nylanderia fulva
Lineage: Eukaryota; Metazoa; Arthropoda; Insecta; Hymenoptera; Formicidae
Source: RefSeq, a predicted model, not a curated record
AUGUCGUCAUCAUACGACAGGUCAUCUGUGGCUUUGCCGGCUGGGGCCACAGAUGAGGAAGUGACAGUGCCGUGUGAGCUGGACAUAGAUGAAGUGGAGGAUCAGCUCAUCAAGGUGGAUAUAACCUUGGAGAGUUUAGAGCAGGGUGUCGAGCCGAGUGAACUUGUGGUCGAUGUUCACCGGCUGCUCCAGGAUGGGGACAUCCGCGAGUUUCGGUUUCUUGGUGUGUACAAGAAACUUGCCAAGAAUACCGAGAGAUUCUUGUUGGACUGUGUAAAUGGCGAAUCACCGUUUUGCCAUUUACAUAAGUGCGUGCGGUUUUUUGACCCUAUCGAACUCAGUGACUCAGAGGUGAGUGGGUCCGGGGAGUCGGGGAGGGUCUCUUCUUCAGAGAUUCCUUCGCCGGAAAAGAUUCGUGGUGAAAGUGACGGUGAGUGUGAACCGGGGGUGAGCUUCAUCACGGUCUCCUCGCCGAGUUCACCGGAGGACGAUGGGAGAGACGCAGACUUCCAGGUGUGGGACAAGCGGCUGUUAACUGGAAGGAAGCAGUACCCCCGCAAAAAUACUGGAGGUAAGUGUGCCGGACGCACUAAGCGUGGUCGCCCCAAAACAACUGGGGACUAUGUAAAUAUCGCGGAAGCCAAGGAGCGUGUCUUACGUGCAGAAAGGCAGGAGGUCCUUUUGAAGGACCUCAAUAGACUUUUGGAUCCGAGUUUAGGACCAAACCUCACCGCAGUGGGAAGGGAGAAUAUCCCCUCGGAUGAGGUCUUUAGGUCCAGCCUUGUGAGAGUCACCAAUUUGGAGCUCCGGAGGUUGGCCGGGUUGUCUGCCACACAAGUGGAGAAGGCAUCCGAUGUCACUGGUCUCGAUGAGGUCGUGGCCAGGGAUCUUCGGGUGUCUUCAAUGAGGCUUGUGGGUAUUUUCGAUGAGAUGGCCAAGCGGGUCGUCGCUGAAACGGAUCCACAGACUGAGGCACUGAGGACCGAGAACCUGGGACUGCGGGAUCGGAUCGCGGCUUUGGAGCGCGAUCGAGAUAGGGUUGAGGCGGAGAUGGCGAGCUUUCGGGCGGCCAUUCCGCAGUUGGAAGCGGAAUACUUUUUUGGCGUCAGGGGAGCAAGGAAGCGACCUUGUCCGGCAUCAUCCCCGGGAUCGCCAUCGGGACAGGUGGUAGCAGGGACGGUUUUGGCUGGGAGUCAUCCCGUCACUAUGGCGGACCUGUCGUCCAUAUUGGACAGGCGUUUUGCCGACCUUAGGGUCGACAUAUCUGCUGCCGUGUUGGCUAACAUUAAGCCAUUGCUUACUGGGCGGGCUGGGGACUCUUCUCCGGAAGUGACCCCCAGGCGUGCGCCCAAGGCAAGCGUUGUCGGUGUCCGUGGGCCAUCGGCUGGUCCCGUGGCCGGGGGCUCCGCCGCCUCUGCUCUUGCAAAGGCUUCGGUGGAUGCCUCUGCCCCCGGGGCUAGUACAAGGGGUAGACGUCGUCGUCGUCGUGGGGGGUCCUCUGCUAAGAGGAUCCCUUCUUCGGGCGCUCCCGCCCUAAAGAGGAAGAGCCGAAUUCCUCCCCCUUCCUCUGCGUCGGUAAUUUCGCUGACGGUCGGAAGGGGGGAACGGGAUAGGACUUACGCCUCGGUAUUAUCCGAGGCUAAGUCUAAAAUAGACGCCAAAGAGCUAGGGAUUGAGUCCAUGCACAUGAAGAGAGGAGUAACCGGCAGCAUUUUGUUGUCGGUUCGAGGUAGAGACUCGUCCGUGAAGGCAGACGCACUUGCGGAAAAGAUGAAGGAAGUGUUCCCGUCAUCAGGAACGAUCAGAGUUGGCCGCCCCUCACGAACGGAAGACAUCCGUUUAAAGGGGAUGAUGGCUUUUGUUGGUCGCCAGGACAUCCUUGACAGGGUUGCCUUAGUUGGAGGCUGCAAGGCUGAGGAUCUACAAGCAGGAGUGAUCCGCUUGUCUCCUGGAACGGGUUUCGGGACGCUGUGGAUUCGUUGCCCAUCUGGAGUAGCGCGAAGGCUCGUUGCUGCCGGUAGCAUUGUGAUGUCGGGGGGAUGGGAAAGGCUAGAUGUUGUUCAUCUGGCCCGUCGCCCCCUGCAAUGUUAUCGGUGUCACGAAUUUGGUCACUCGGCCAAUGGUUGUGGAGCCGACACUGAUCGUAGCGGUAUGUGCUACAGGUGGGAGUAA